UGCGUUUCCACAACACGAACACUAGAAGCGUCAUUAUAAUCACAGGCGGUUUUGGCAUUUCCUGAAAGAAACCCAACUAAAUGCGGUCAAGCAUGAAGAUACAAAUAUCAUGAGAGACCUCUUGUUUUCAGACGUUAGUUCGCGGUUUGCCUUGCUGACAUUAUAGUCUCAUUAUCGUCUGUCUUCGCGCUUGAGAACAGAGAGGUCCUGUCAAAAUGUCUCAGAUGGAGCUCCUCGUCACAAAUGUAGCUGAGCUCCUCACUGCUGCCGUACAGGAAGUGUUGCAGCUCAUGGGUCAGGCUGUGUUAGAGUAUCAGAAAGAGUCUGCCAGAGCACGCUUGGAGAACCAGAACCUCCAGCUGAAGCUCAAAGAACUCCAGGAGAGGAUGACUGGGGAUUCAAAUGAAGUCCUGAAAGUCUCUCUUCCCAUGCCUUGUUCAGCGGAGGAAGAUCAUGUACAGGAAGAUCUUUUUUAUCAUGGAGAUUCAGCUGUGAGCAAGCAGACUGAGCAGCCACAAUGUCUGAGUGACAAUCCUGUUCACAUAAAGCUGGUUUUAGAUGAGAUUACUUUAGACAGCAGAGAUCAUACUCUGCAAGGGAGCUGUGACUAUUCUUUGAAGAAGCAAAGACCCCUCUCCAGGGUAAGGAGUAGCCCUCCAAGAAGAAUCUCCCCAAACCCUUCACCUGGCAGCAGAGAGAGUCCAGCGACCAGCAACACUGAGACGCCACAGGGCUCAAACAGAAUCAAAAAGGAAUCUAAAGCAGAGCCUCUGGAAUGUUCUGUUACAGAACAAACAGUUGAUAUAACAACACAAGCUCCUGUAGUUCCCAUACAGGAUGUUCCUCUAGCAAACGAACACAGCCAGCCACCUGUCUCGUCUUUUUCCAACAGUGCUGUCCACUAUAAUCAACCUAGUAAAUUACUAAAUUCUGCUUCCAAACACAUUCUUAGGUCACGGGUGGAGAAUAUGGUCCAGACGGGAGCAAUUCACAGUACUCCAAGCAUCAGCGAGAGCAGGGAGAUUCUGCACAGCUGCCACGUGUGCGGAAAGACGUUCGCAACGUCCUCCAGCCUCGGAGCGCACUUUGUGUGCCAUUCAAAUGAGAGACCUUUUGUUUGCAAAUGCUGCAAAUUCAGGUUCAGCCGUUUAGCCGAUCUGAAAAAGCAUGAGCGCAUUCAUACAGGAGAAAGACCAUAUAACUGUUCGCUCUGUGGACGCAGAUUCAACCGAACAGAGAAUCUCAGAAGACACUUGAGGAAGGUUCAUUAUGGAGCAGUGCUGUGAGCUUUAAAUUCACAGCGUUUGUGCGUGCUGGCUUUUUUAUCAUUUUGCAUGUCGACUUUGGAUCAUUCAGCAAAAUCAUUACAUAACAAAAUUAAAUAGUUAAUGUCGUUCCAAACCCGUAAGACCUUCGUUCAUCUUCAGAACACAAAUUAAGAUAUUUUUGAUGAAAUCUGAGAGCUUUCUGACCCUGCAUAGACAGCAAGGGUCUUACUACAUUUAAGGUCCAGAAAGAUACCAAGAACACUGACAAAAUAGUCAGUUUGACGUCAGUGGUUUAACCGUUAAUGUUGUGAAGCUACGAGAAUUAAGUAAUUUUUUUUUUUUUUUUUAAAGCUUUCUCAUGAAGAGCAUUCUCAUAGCUUCACAA
Labeo rohita (rohu) is the source of this 1653-nucleotide messenger RNA. RefSeq lists its product as uncharacterized. Gene Ontology annotation, cellular component: nucleus. Bases 216 to 1286 code for a protein of 356 amino acids. Lineage: Eukaryota; Metazoa; Chordata; Actinopteri; Cypriniformes; Cyprinidae. The transcript is spliced from 3 exons. The record is from RefSeq and is a predicted model, not a curated record.